This is a messenger RNA of Coffea arabica (coffee), 1005 nucleotides long. Its product is annotated as putative UPF0481 protein At3g02645. Lineage: Eukaryota; Viridiplantae; Streptophyta; Magnoliopsida; Gentianales; Rubiaceae. The record is from RefSeq and is a predicted model, not a curated record.
AUGUUAUUUCAAUUGUGUGAAGCACAAUCUCCUGUUAAGUUCUCAAGUGAUAAGACCAACCAAGACCGUUACCGUAGACCUCUGCAUUUGUUAGAUAUGAUGUAUCAUCUGAUUGUUAAUGUCCCAGGUUCUGUCGUGUCUGGAUCCUUAGGAAAUGGUCUCAUUCAAGCCAUACCAACUUAUACAGAAUUCAGGAACUCAUUGACCUCUUCAUCCUCGUCCUCCUCGACAGAUGGGGAAAAUCCAGACGUGUUUCGCAAUAAUAAUUUGGGAGCAAUCUUGGAAUUGGUGGAGACCUUUGGUAACAAGCGUACCCAGGACCUUCUUCGGCCUGUUAAGCUUGUCUCAAGUAUUCCGUGGUCAACUAUUUCGGGACUGUUCAGAAAAGGCAACGUAGGUACUAAAGAGCAAAAUUCAGAAGAUGAUGAAAUCGAAAUUCCGUCGGUAUCUCAUCUCUGGCGCUAUGCUAAAGUCCAAUGCAAACCCUUCAUUGGGAGCAUUAAAGAGAUCAAGUUCGUGGAAGAGGAAGCCGCUUUGUACCUUCCUGUAAUGAAUUUGAACGCGAGCUCAGAAGUGAUAAUGAGGAAUCUGGUGGCCUACGAGGCUGCUAUGUCUAAGCCAACCCUUGAAUUUGCUCGAUACGUCAACCUCAUGAAUGGGAUUAUAGACACUGCAGAAGACGUGAAGCUGCUGAAGCAAAAUGGGGUGAUCAAGGGGGGUCUCACGGAUGAUGAAAUUGCUGAUCAAUUCAACGGUAUGAAGAGAUGUUAUGCUGGCUCAGAUCACAAGUCCAACAUCGAAGUUGCCGUUGAGAAAGUUAACAAAUUCUAUGGCAAGAAGCUUUUGGUCAGGACGGUUAGACGGUUAAAGAGGAGUUUGUUUGCUUCAUGGAAACAUCUGGCCCUGGUUUCCACUGUGGUGCUGCUGGUCGUGCUUAGCUUGCAGACCUUUUGCGAGUUCUAUCAGUGCAGCAAAAUCUGGAACUUCCACCAGGAACCAUCAUGA